Molecule: messenger RNA, 6870 nt
Organism: Austrofundulus limnaeus
Lineage: Eukaryota; Metazoa; Chordata; Actinopteri; Cyprinodontiformes; Rivulidae
Product: sodium channel protein type 4 subunit alpha
Biological process (GO): neuronal action potential; membrane depolarization during action potential; sodium ion transmembrane transport
Cellular component (GO): plasma membrane; voltage-gated sodium channel complex
Molecular function (GO): voltage-gated sodium channel activity; protein binding
Source: RefSeq, a predicted model, not a curated record
GACCUGGGCAACGUGGAGCUCCCCCGGGCCCGGCCCGACCUGGAGGCAGGUAAACAGCUGCCUCGCAUCUUCGCCGACAUCCCGUCUCACCUGGUGGGCGUCCCCCUGGAGGACAUCGACCCGUACUACUUCAGAGACAAGAGGACGUUUAUAGUCCUGAACAAAGGCAAGGCCAUCUUCCGUUUCAGCGCCACCUCCGCUCUCUACAGCUUCAGCCCGUUCCAUCCGGUCCGCAGGAUCGCCAUCAAGAUCCUGGUCCACUCUUUAUUCAGUCUGUUCAUCAUGUGCACCAUCCUGACCAACUGCUGCUUCAUGGCCAUGUCGGAACCGGCCUACUGGGCCAAAUACCUGGAGUACACCUUCACAGGUAUCUACACCUUCGAGUCGCUCAUUAAGAUCCUGGCCAGAGGGUUCUGUGUGGGCCCCUUCACCUUCCUGAGGGACCCCUGGAACUGGCUGGACUUCAGCGUCAUCGUCAUGGCAUAUGUCACUGAAUUUGUGGACCUGGGUAAUGUGUCAGCCUUAAGGACGUUCAGGGUGCUGCGAGCGCUCAAAACCAUCUCAGUCAUCCCAGGCCUGAAGACCAUCGUGGGCGCUCUGAUCCAGUCGGUAAAGAAGCUGGCUGACGUGAUGAUCCUCACGGUGUUCUGCCUGAGCGUCUUCGCCCUCAUCGGUCUGCAGCUCUUCAUGGGAAACCUGCGGCAGAAAUGCGUCCGCAGCACGGAGCACUGCAUCAACGGCAGCCUGCCGUCCAACACGUCCUUCUACUGCAACAACAAGACCUGGGCCUCCAUCAAGGACUUCACUGAAGACGAAGAUAAUUUCUACAAGGUGGAAGGAGCCAAAGAUGCCUUAAUCUGUGGGAACAGCAGUGACGCUGGAAAAUGUCCCGAUGGAUURGACUGUCUGAAAACAGGAAGAAACCCAAACUAUGGGUACACCAGCUUUGACACCUUUGGGUGGGCCUUUCUCUCACUGUUUCGUCUGAUGACACAAGACUACUGGGAGAACCUCUACCAUCAGACGCUUCGGUCAGCAGGAAAGACCUACAUGGUGUUCUUUGUGGUGGUCAUCUUCCUGGGCUCCUUCUACCUGAUCAACCUGAUCUUGGCUGUGGUGGCCAUGGCCUACGAGGAGCAGAACCAGGCCACCAUCGCCGAGGCGUGUCAGAAGGAGCGAGAGUUCCAGCAGGCGAUGGAGAGGCUGAAGAAAGAGCAGCAGCUUGCAGCKCAGAAAACCCUCGACUCAGACUCUUUGGCGUCACCGGACCUAUCACCUCUCGGCCCCCCUUUGGACAGCUCAGAGGAGCGGAGGCGGAGCCAAGCGCUGAUGGGUGUGGCUGACGUGGAGGGUAAUCUAUCAGAGGAGAAGCUGCUGCAGGUGGACAUGUUGGACGGGGGAAAGCCCCUCCACCCUCUCCUCGCUCGCUCCUUCUCCACGAGGACUCGGCGAAGCAGUCAGGUGUCCUCCAUCUUUAACUUCCGCCUGAGAAGCCGGGGCUCGGAAGGAGAGAUGGCCGACGAUGAAUUCAGUGUUCCUGGUGACGUUGUGGAAGGUGUCGGUGGGCGGACGUACAGCGGGGGGACRUUCAGUGGAAUCCUGGCCAACCCUUGGCCUAAACGGAGAUCGAGCACCUACAGCAACGCCAGCAGGAACUCCCAGGUGUUUUAUCCAACUCUGAACAUCAACGGGAAGCUGUUCGUCUCCAUGGACCAGAACGGGCUUUCCCCCCCGCCGCUGCAGGGGCAGCUGCCGGCCUGCACCAUGGAGAAGGUCAAGGAGGAGAGUGUCCCCACGUCCACCACAGAGCUCAGCACCAUGCUGCUGCCUCGGCCCUCGUCCACUCAGGGCUCGGAGCGAAGGGGGCGGGCUCUGAGCGCUGCCAGCUACCUGACGGACGCCAUGGAAGAACUGGAGGAGGCCCAUAAGAAGUGCCACCCCUGCUGGUACGUCUUCGCCCACCGGUACCUGGUGUGGGAGUGCUGCCCCUUCUGGCUGAGGGUGAAGCAGCUGGUGAAGAUCAUGGUGAUGGACCCCUUCCUGGACCUCGCCAUCACCGUCUGCAUCGUCCUCAACACCCUGUUCAUGGCCAUGGAGCAUUACCCCAUGACUGAGGAGUUCAACGGCAUGCUGACCUUCGGAAACCUGGUCUUCUCGGGGAUCUUCACAGCCGAGAUGGUUCUGAAGAUCAUCGCUCUGGACCCGUACUACUACUUCCAAACGGGCUGGAACAUCUUCGACAGCAUCAUCGUGUGCCUGAGCCUGAUGGAGCUGGGCCUGUCGGACGUGGAYGGCCUGAGCGUGCUGCGCUCCUUCAGGCUGCUGCGAGUGUUUAAACUGGCUCGCUCCUGGCCGACCCUCAACACCCUCAUCAAGAUCAUCGGGAACUCCAUGGGUGCUCUGGGCAACCUGACGCUCGUCCUGGCCAUCAUCGUCUUCAUCUUCGCCGUGGUGGGCAUGCAGCUGUUCGGGAAGAACUACCAGGAGUGCACCUGUAAGAUCUCCAAGGACUGCUCCCUCCCUCGCUGGCACAUGAAGGACUUCUUCCACUCCUUCCUGAUCGUCUUCAGGGUCCUGUGUGGGGAGUGGAUCGAGACCAUGUGGGACUGCAUGGAGGUGGCGGGACAGCCGCUCUGCAUCCUGGUCUUCAUGCUGGUCAUGGUCAUCGGCAACCUGGUGCUGUUGAACCUCUUCCUGGCUCUGCUCCUCAGCAGUUUCAGCUCCGACAACCUGUCYGCUCCAGACGACGACGGAGAGAUGAACAACCUGCACAUCGCCAUCCACCGGAUCACCAGAGGACUGGCCUGGUGCCGCCGACAGGUGGUGGACUUCUUCAACGGCAACCUGAAGCGCCGGCGCCAGAAACGCAAAGAAGCCAAAGCCAUGAUGAAGCUGAAACGUCUGAGUUCCAUACACACCGAGGCCAACGGAGCCGUCAUCGGCCGUCACGUGGAGAAGUACGUGGUGCCGGAGGACGACAGCUACAUGACCAACCCCAACCUGACCAUCAGCGUGCCCAUCGCCCCCGGAGAGUCGGACGUGGAGUUCCCCGAGGAAGAGGAGGAGGAGGAGGAGGAGGGGGGAGGGGAGGAGCAGAGCGAGGGGUCUGAGGGAGACGAGGAGAGGGAGGAGGAGCAGAAAGAUGACAUCAGCCUAUCAGAGGGCAGCACCGUGGACCUGAGGAAGCCCGGCGAGGAAGAGGACGAGUUCUCAGAGCUGGCUGAGGAGGCCAUGGACCCUGACAACUGCUUCCCUGACGUGUGCGUGGCCCGGUUUCAGUGCUGCGACAUCGACACCACGGCGGGUUUGGGUCAGAUGUGGUGGAAGAUGAGGAAGACCUGUUACCAGAUCGUGGAGCACAGCUGGUUCGAGUCCUUCAUCAUCUUCAUGAUCCUCCUCAGCUCUGGAGCUCUGGCCUUUGAGGACAUCUACAUCGAGCAGAGGAGGGUGGUUAAAGUGGUCCUGGAGUUCUCAGACAAGAUCUUCACCUACAUCUUCAUCCUGGAGAUGAUGCUGAAGUGGCUGGCCUACGGCUUCAAGAAGUACUUCACCAACUACUGGUGCUGGCUCGACUUCCUCAUCGUCGACGUUUCAUUGAUCAGUUUGGUGGCCAACACCUUGGGUUAUUCAGACUUAGCAGCCAUCAAAUCCCUGCGCACGCUGCGGGCCCUGCGGCCCCUCAGAGCCCUGUCCAGAUUUGAAGGCAUGAGGGUGGUGGUCAACGCUCUGAUCGGGGCGAUCCCCUCCAUCAUGAACGUGCUGCUGGUCUGUCUCAUCUUCUGGCUCAUCUUCAGCAUCAUGGGCGUGAACCUGUUCGCGGGGAAGUUCGGCCGCUGCGUGAACCGGACCGGCUUCGUGUACGACGCCUCCUUCAUCAACAACAAGUCGCAGUGCCUGGAGCUGAACGACACCUCGCUGUACUACUGGAGCAAAGUCAAGGUGAACUUCGACAACGUUGGAGCAGGAUACCUGUCGCUGCUGCAAGUGGCGACCUUUAAAGGCUGGAUGGACAUCAUGUACGCAGCUGUUGACUCCAGAGCUGUUGAGGAGCAGCCCAUCAAAGAGAUCAAUCUCUACAUGUACCUGUACUUUGUCAUCUUCAUCAUCUUCGGCUCCUUCUUCACCCUCAACCUCUUCAUCGGAGUCAUCAUCGACAACUUCAACCAACAGAAACGAAAGUUAGGAGGACAGGACAUCUUCAUGACAGAGGAACAGAAGAAAUAUUACAACGCCAUGAAGAAACUGGGCUCCAAGAAACCUCAGAAGCCCAUCCCAAGACCUCUGAACCCUCUGCAGGGCUUCUUCUUCGACCUGGUUGGGAAGCAGGCCUUCGACAUCAUCAUCAUGGUUCUGAUCCUCUUCAACAUGAUCACCAUGAUGGUGGAGACGGACGAGCAGUCGGCCCGCAUGGAGAAGAUCCUUUACUACAUCAACCUGGCCUUCAUCGUGGUCUUCACCACCGAGUGCAUCAUCAAGAUCAUGGCGCUGCGCUGCUACUUCUUCACCGUGGGCUGGAACAUCUUCGACUUCGUGGUGGUCAUCCUCUCCAUCGUGGGGAUCGUUCUGGCUGAUAUCAUUGAGAAGUACUUUGUGUCGCCCACCCUGUUCCGAGUGAUCCGAUUGGCCAGAAUCGGACGGAUCCUGCGCCUCAUCAGAGGUGCGAAGGGCAUCCGGACGUUACUGUUUGCCCUCAUGAUGUCACUUCCUGCCCUCUUCAACAUCGGACUCCUCCUCUUCCUGGUCAUGUUCAUCUACGCCAUCUUUGGCAUGGCUAACUUUGCCUACGUGAAGCGGCAGGCGGGGAUCGACGACAUGUUUAACUUCGAGACGUUCGGGAACAGCAUGAUCUGCCUGUUCCAGAUCACCACCUCUGCAGGGUGGGACAGUCUGCUCAGCCCCAUCCUCAACAACUCCCCCGAGGAGUGCGAUGCCAACCUCCCCCACACCGGCACCACCGUCAGAGGGAACUGUGGGAACCCCUCGGUGGGCAUCACCUUCUUCGUCACCUACAUCAUCAUCUCCUUCCUCAUCGUGGUCAACAUGUACAUCGCUAUCAUUCUGGAGAACUUCAGCGUGGCCACGGAGGAGAGCACAGAGCCGCUGAGCGAGGARGACUUCGAGAUGUUCUACGAGGUUUGGGAGAAGUUUGACCCAGAAGCCACGCAGUUCAUCGAGUACUCCAAACUGUCGGACUUUGCAGACUCACUACUGGAGCCGCUGCGCAUCGCCAAACCCAACAAGAUCAAACUGAUCUCCAUGGACCUUCCCAUGGUCAGUGGAGACAAAAUCCACUGCCUGGACAUCCUCUUCGCCUUCACCAAGCGUGUUCUGGGCGAGUCGGGGGAGAUGGACGCCCUCAAGCAGCAGAUGGAGGAGAAGUUCAUGAUCUCCAACCCAUCCAAGAUCUCCUACGAGCCCAUCACCACAACUCUGAGGCGCAAACAGGAAGAGGUCUCUGCCACCAUCAUCCAGAGGUGCUACCGCAGACACCUGGUGAGGCGGCAGGUGAAGGCCGCCUCCUACAUGUACCGGCAGAUCGCCACYCCUCGACACGCAGCCGGCGAAGGCCAGGACGUCGAUGAGGCCAUAUUUGGAGACGACGCACCUGAGAAGGAYGGACUGAUCGCCACCAUGAUGAAGGAAAACUACGGCUCCAGUUUGUUGGGCAGGGAGCGCUCCGGGACCGUUUCCUCCACCUCAUCUCCACCAUCCUACGACAGCGUGACCCGAGUCACAUCGGAAAACUUCAACCCACUCGCUGUGAAGACAGAAACGGUUGAGACGGCAGGUGGGGACGUGAGACAACAAUCACCACCUGCUGUCCAACCCAACAGAGAGUCUCCACCAAUGGUCCAACCCAACAGAGAGUCUCCACCAAUGGUCCAACCCAACAGAGAGUCUCCACCAAUGGUCCANCAACAGAGAGUCUCCACCAAUGGUCCAACCCAACAGAGAGUCUCCACCAAUGGUCCAACCCAACAGAGAGUCUCCACCAAUGGUCCAACCCAACACAAAGAUGGAAACAGAACCAUAACAGGAACCAAACACAAUCAGAUCCAAGCUGGUUUGGAGUAAAGGAAGUCUUUUUGUUCUGUUUACUGAAUGUAUCACAGCUGACAGACAGAAAGAAGCUCUGAGCAAAAAUCUACAGGAGAAGAUGAAUGAAGGACAGAAAAAGAAGAAUAUUUAGAUCUUUAAUGUUGUUUUCUUUCCCCAUGGAGACUGGUGGACUCAGAGGAGAACUGCUGAUGGGUUUUAAAGAAACAUAAAGUAAAACACAGAGGAGGGAACCUGCCUUUUGUUGGAACAACAAAACAUGAGGAGGAACUUCAGUUGGUUUGAUCCAACCAGCUGAUCUUAGACCUGGUCUGAGGAACUGUAUCAUCGUUAAGUACUGGUCUGGGGGGUCUGUUCCUCCCCUCAGAUUAUUAAUCUCUGUUUUCUUGGCUUUAAGGGCGACGGUUUUCCUGGUCAAGUUUCUCGACACCUUUCUGAGACAGAGAGAAGGGCAACGCUAUUUAAAACCAUUUUGGUAGUAAAAGUGUAAAAUUGUUGAUGUUACAAGUCUUUUAAUAUUGCUACACUUAUUACAGUUUUUAUAUUUUCUAGAGUAAGAUGAAAAACUAAGCAGUUCCUCCUGACUUUGAGUGGCACAAGGUAAUAAAGCUGAGGGGAGUUGGUGCCGUCAACUAAAAAUAACGUCAUCUUUUUUCUUCUUUCUUUGCAUUUUUUGCACUUUUUUGUUUACAUUUUGCUGACACUUUACUGCACCUGGCCAAAGGUGUGCUGAGAAAGGGAUGUUUCUUUUGCUUUUGCUGGAACACCAAAAACUACUUCAAGUGCACAAUGAGAUUUUUUACACAGAUCCAA